Anarrhichthys ocellatus (wolf-eel) is the source of this 3200-nucleotide messenger RNA. RefSeq names its product tachykinin receptor 2 (gene tacr2). The record is from RefSeq and is a predicted model, not a curated record. Gene Ontology annotation, cellular component: plasma membrane; sperm midpiece. NCBI's taxonomy places the organism in Eukaryota, Metazoa, Chordata, Actinopteri, Perciformes, Anarhichadidae. Gene Ontology annotation, biological process: G protein-coupled receptor signaling pathway; positive regulation of flagellated sperm motility. The transcript is spliced from 8 exons. The coding region runs from base 152 to 1462 and encodes 436 amino acids. Gene Ontology annotation, molecular function: substance K receptor activity.
CAGAGAGAGAGAGUUGAGAUGUCUUGAUGGAUUAUUGGAUGUACCUGGUUGUCCAUUACGCACACGGAGUCUAAUUUACGGACGCUGUUUACUAUGGAUUGGACAAACUGAUGUUAAAACUGACAACAACCACGAGAGAAGAGGGAGAAGAAUGGACGCCGAGGGUCAGAUUCAACACAUUGAACGAGACAUGGAGGCCACUUCAUUGCCGUAUUCAUUGACCACGGACUGGCUGGAGGACGGGAACGAGACGACCGGGAAUCAGUUCCAGCAGUCGGACUGGCAGGUGGCUCUGUGGGCUAUAGCCUACUCCCUCAUCAUCCUAGUUUCCAUCACUGGCAAUGUAACAGUGAUCUGGAUUAUUCUUGCUCACAGGCGCAUGAGGACCGUCACCAACUACUUUAUCGUCAACCUGGCCUUCUCUGAUGUUUCCAUGGCAACCUUUAACACUCUUUUUAACUUUGUCUAUGCGCUUCACAACGACUGGUACUUUGGCCUAGGCUAUUGCCGGUUUCAGAACUUCUUCCCCAUCACGGCCAUGUUUUCAUCAAUAUACUCGAUGGCUGCCAUCGCAGUGGACAGGUACAUGGCUAUCAUCCACCCUCUGAAGCCCCGCCUCUCCUCCACCUCCACAAAGGUUGUGAUUGCCCUGAUAUGGAUCGUAGCGAUACUACUGGCUUUCCCUCAGUGCUACUACAGCGUGACAAUUUUUUACUACCCCAGAACCGUGUGCAUGGUCGACUGGCCUGACGACUAUGGAGGAACACAUCAACUAAGUUACCAGUUUGCAGUGAUAUUGCUGAUCUACCUGCUCCCUCUACUGGUGAUGCUGGUGACUUACAGUUUCGUCGGCAGAUCGCUAUGGGGUGGGCACAUCCCUGGAGAGGCGACAGACCACUACCACAGCCAGAUAACAGCCAAGAGAAAGGUGGUGAAGAUGAUGGUUGUCGUUGUGGUGACCUUUGCCCUUUGCUGGUUGCCCUACCACAUCUACUUCAUAUUGGGAUCAUUUAACAGAGACAUUUAUAAACAACAUUACAUCCAACAGGUGUAUCUGGCCAUAUUCUGGUUGGCGAUGAGUUCGACUAUGUACAAUCCCAUCAUCUACUGCUGUCUAAACCAAAGGUUUCGUGCUGGUUUCCGCCAUGCGUUUGCGUGGUGUCCCUUCAUCAAAGUGUCGGAGGAGGACAGGAUGGAGCUGCGGCAGACCCACACUUUCAGAGUCACCAUGACACGCAGCCACCGCAAAGACAGUGCAUACAUACACACCUCCAUCAAAGCAAACAACACCUUCGACGCAAAAGUGUCUGUCAACACUGAGCUAAACACAGAGAGAGAUGCUUGCAUGCAGCUUAAAAAACAGACACCAACAAAAACAUACAGUGUACACAACACACGUGCAGAGAAGAGGCCGGAAGAUACAAACUCCCCAGCUGCCAAACUUAUGCAGCACAACCAUUGACGAUUGAAUCAAAUCAUGAUGAGGACAUCGAUGUCAAGGUAACAGGGUUUGUCUAUAGCAACAGAGCUGAUAAUAAAUAGACUGCAGCCAAUAAAGACAGAGGAGAUCCUGCCGACAGAGUUGAGCAAACUAUGGUGACAUUCAUCAUCGUGGAAAACCUUAUAGUAAAGAGUUGUUCAUUGGACCUGGCUUGGGACCAAUAACUUUUUUGUAAAAGAGGAAUGUAAAUAAAUGUGACUAUCAAGCUGAUGGUCAUAAGCAUGUGAAAAUAUAGUUAUAUAUGCAGUUAGAACACUUGCAUACUGGACAACAAGGGAGGCUUAUUGUUGCAUUAAGUCUGUCAUUACUUUUACUGAAGCCCGUUCACCCUCCUGCUCCCUCUAUCAUCUACACUCUUUCUUUCAUCACUGACUUUUUACUAACUUUUUCUCUACUUUUGAGAAAAAACUGUGGAUAUUUUUGUGUAUGUAGUUACUGGUUUUCAACAGCAUGGAAUGGAUGAACAGUCUACUGGCAUCAGCACCAAGCCUUAAUCAUUUUGUUUUCAUCUUUUUAUUGCCCCAGACAUGGGACUUAAAAAAAAGGCCUUUUCUCAUGGGGACCAUUUCUAUUUAAUUUCUUCACCAAUCAAUUUUGAAUGCUGAAUAUACUGUAUAUAUAAGUUAAGCAGAUCAGUUCAUGUAGUUUUGUCUGAGGAGCUCUGUGGUGUAAAUUCAGCAGUUAAAGGAACUGUGUGUAGGAUUUAGGGGAUUUGUUGGCAAAAAUUGAAUAUUCCCAACUAUGUUUUCAUUAGUGUAUGACCUGAAACUAAGAAUUGUUGUGUUUGUUACCUUAAAAUGAGUUCUUCAUAGAGAGCGCCGGGUCCUCUUCAUGGAGUCUGCCGCCAUGUUGCACAAAAACCAUGUCACCACCACGAAAUCCUAUACAAUGCUCCUUUAAGGAUUUAUGAAAAUACAAAUGUGACUGCUUUUAAAACUGAAAUUAAGUCAACUUAAAGUUUAAUUCCAUCCUCAUCUAAUAUACACAGAAUUAGCUAUUCAUACUUUACACAAGAUGUAACAUGCACAAAGUAAAAUAUAGCCUCUGCAUUUAACUCCUGGUAUUAUGAGCAGUGGGCAGCUACUAUACAGCACCCUGUAAACAAAGACUCAGUUGCAGUGAGGGGACCACCUCCUGUGUCGAACAUAAAUACAACAUCUACAUUGACAUUAACUGAUUAUUAUCCAUUUUAAAAGGAAAAUUGACCUUAUUUUAUAGACUUUGCUGGAUCUCCCUCGUCAUUAGUUACAUGAGCACGGACCUGUUACUGCACAGUACUAAAUCUGUCACAUGGUGUGCAUUCAUUCAUCACGUUGCUCAUAUAUUGUGACUUCACUGGUUCAUACGACUGUAUGUAUUAUGGUCAGUGUACAGUAGAGUCCAGAUUAAAAAGUCAAAGUGCUGCUACUUAGAAGAAUGUGAUGUAAAAUGUAAUCUAUUGAGUAUAUCAAUGUUAAACAUGCAGAUGACAUGGAAAUUGAAAUAUGGGACUUAUCCAGUAGGAUCAUGAUGUUGUAAAUACUGUAGCCUGUUGGCAUCGACAUUUGAGAAUGUAUAGAAAAUCUUUUGAUUCCUUGAAAUAACUUUUGACUUUUUAAACACACACAAUGACAAAGUGAAACGUCUGUAUUGGUUGUUGACAAAAAAAGCAGGGUAGUUGUUGGCCUAAAUAACCGUUAAUAAUGUUUAAUAAAUGUGA